CGCGCAACGCGUUGCGGCUUCUGUCUCGUCGCGUCCAUCCACCUCCACCUAUUGACGCGCUCACUCCACCACAACGACCCUUUGUCUACUGUCUCGGCCAAAGUCCAAUUUCAAGUUCCUAAAUAUACACACGGCCAUGGAGAAUUCAGCACCGGCCGCUCCAAAUCCACAGAAACGUUCACACGAUGACCAUGUUGAUGUCCAACCCUCUACACCGGUCAAAGCGAUCUCGUCACAAGCAUCGACCCCGUUGUCGGUCCUCUCGAAUGUUGAAACACCUUCACCGAUGCAAUCAACUGCCCCGGUUAGCAGUUCUGCUACAAACCAACCUCUCUCACAGCCUGCACUCGGAUCAAGCAGCACUCAACAGCCAGCCAAGAAAAAGCGAAGGGUCUUGACACAGCAAGAGAAGGACGACGCAGCACGCGAGAAAGAGGUCAAAUCGAAGGCUAAGGCAGACAAAGCAGCUCAGAAGGAGGCCGAAGCGAAGCUCAAGGCCGACGAGAAGGCCCAAAAGGCUGCGCAGAAAGAGGCGGAGAACAAAACGAAGGCAGGAGAGAAAGCUAAGAAGGAGGCAGAGAAGCGUGAGAAAGAAGAAGAGAAAGCGAAAAAGGAGCGAUCACAGAUGAGGCUCAAUGCCUUCUUCAUGAAGCCGAAAGCAACUGGUAGCAGUGCUGGUCCAUCCGUGGUAGAUUCCAUCCCAGACUCUACUGCCCCAUCCAUAACCUUGCCAUUACACAACUCCUCUGGAGCUGUUGCUAACGUGAUUCCGCCCUCUCCGCAGAAGUCAAUUCAAAAGAAUGCACAUUCAGACUACGAGCGCUGUUUCCUUCCUUUCGCGCUGUCAUCACAUGCUAUCCUGGCACCUACGAAUGCGUUCAUGGAGAACCCUGAGAAGCUUCGGAAUGCCAGAGAACGGUUAGACCAACUUUCUAGAGACAGCAAGGCUCGGCUGGAACCAUUCACCAUAAAAACCUUCAAAACGUCGCUUUCAAACCAUGGUGGACGAGGCCUCAAAGUUGCUUCCAUAGCGGAGGUCGUCAAACAGGUCCACGGCGCACCAGACCGACCUAUUGACCUGAGCAAAGAUGCUGAGGCCGAUCAGCAACAGCCACUCAGGAUGCUGAAGACAAUACCCAUGAAGUAUAUACAUUUCGGCGAGGACGUUCGUCCGCCUUAUUACGGUACGUACACGAAGCCGGUUUCAGAUGUCACCGCACGGCGACUCGCUCGCAACGCAGUCUCUCGGGCCCGGCACGAUACGAAUUACGACUACGACUCUGAAGCCGAGUGGGAAGAGCCUGAAGAAGGUGAAGACCUUGAUUCUGAAGGCGAGGAUGAUCUUGAAGAGGAUGGAGAUGACGAUAUGGAUGGCUUCCUGGAUGAUGAGGAGGAUCCACAGCUUAAACGACGAAUGCUCUCAGGUGACCUCGUGCCUGUCAGUACUGGUCUAUGCUGGGAGAAUGCCAAAGGCGUCUCUGUACUGAAUGAUGGAUCCGGUGCUAUAUGUACAGACUUCAAGGACUUCAAGAUGGGAUUCCUGCUUGAUCCAUACCCUCGUUCGAUCGACCCGUUCUCAACAUCUUAUUGGACACCCCCUGAGCACAUUGUUGCCGUAGCAAACGCUACAACGCACAAGAAAGCUUCUACCAACAGUCUUGUGAACCCACCACGCGUGCCUCUGACACAGCGAACAAUGAAUGGACUGUUGAAUACACUGAACUCUAGCUCAAGUCCUUUGACUGCAUCGAAACCUGCUGUACCCAAGAAGAUGGUCCCUGACGAUCAAUUGCCCGCGUUCAAGGCAGAAAUUCAUGGCAAAGAUCUUACCAAGAUCGGCAUGAUCGAAGCACUCAAGAAAGCCUUUCCGAAAUUGCCUAAGGCAGCGAUCACCAACACGCUCAGCACCGUUGCCGCCAGGGUUGGCCCAACGGAGAAGGAAAAGCGAUGGGUGCUGAUCAACAACUAAUCGCGCUGUACUCACCAACGUCUUUUUACAAUGUACCAUGUGGUUUCACUACUUCAUACAGAUACUAUUAUCGGAUCUCCAGCCUCACUUAUAUUAGGGGUUUCAGGCAUCAAAUUAGCGAUUGGCAUAGCGAUGGAGCGUAUCGGCGUUAUGUGUGUUCAGUCAGUCAGCCUGAAACAUAUCAGCACAAGCAUUUCAACAUUAGACUUCAUCAAGGCAACAUUUCGAAUAGUGCGGCGAUACAGUUGUAACACAUAUCAAAGUAUAUUUACUGGAAUGUAUCAGAAAAUGAGCGAGU
Molecule: messenger RNA, 2267 nt
Organism: Boeremia exigua
Lineage: Eukaryota; Fungi; Ascomycota; Dothideomycetes; Pleosporales; Didymellaceae
Product: chromatin assembly factor 1 subunit A-domain-containing protein
Exons: 3
Coding region: 137-1969 (610 amino acids)
Biological process (GO): nucleosome assembly
Cellular component (GO): nucleus; CAF-1 complex
Source: RefSeq, a predicted model, not a curated record